Molecule: messenger RNA, 3115 nt
Organism: Branchiostoma floridae (Florida lancelet)
Lineage: Eukaryota; Metazoa; Chordata; Leptocardii; Amphioxiformes; Branchiostomatidae
Product: cysteine dioxygenase type 1-like
Exons: 6
Coding region: 226-948 (240 amino acids)
Biological process (GO): L-cysteine catabolic process
Molecular function (GO): cysteine dioxygenase activity; ferrous iron binding
Source: RefSeq, a predicted model, not a curated record
AUUGAUUUUGCAACUGACGACACAAAAUAGUUGAACUUUGACCCUAAACACUGACGUAGCACGGAAAGCACCGGUCGGCCGGGGACAACAUCAUCACCAUAAAUUCUGCAGCGCGCUUAGAAAGGAUCGUCACGAGUAGUGGGAGCGGUUUUCUCGUGAUCCCACCCCUUAGAUCAUCCCCAGAACAAUCACAGAACUGUUUCGAAUCAUUUUCAGCUGUGAAUAAUGGCAGAAAUGGACGUGGAAAAGCGCGGGAACGCCAUCGACGAGAUGUUGAAGAAGAAACGCGAUCAGAACCCCCUCCCUGAACCUGAAACCUUGGAUGAUCUGGUGCAGGGGUUGAAGAUUAUCUUCCAGGACAACGAGAUUAGCGUGGAGGAGGUGAACGAGUACAUGUCCAAGUACAAGAGCAAUCCGAGAGAGUGGUACAAGUACGCCAAGUUCGACCAUCACAGAUACACCCGUAACCUGGUGGACCAGGGCAAUGGCAAGUUCAACCUCAUCGUCCUGUGCUGGGGAGAAGGCCAGGGAAGUGGGAUCCACAGCCACUCAGACUCACACUGCUUCAUGAAGGUACUGGACGGCCAGCUGGACGAGACCAUGUACUCGUGGCCGUCCGACUCCGAGGAUGAACGGGAGCUCCAGAAAACAGAGACGCACUCGUACGGAAAGGACAGCGUGGCAUACAUCAAUGACUCCAUGGGCCUGCACCGUGUUGAGAACACCAGUCACACCAACACUGCUGUCAGCCUCCACCUCUACUCCCCACCCUUUGACAUGGUGGAGUGUUUCGACCAGCGCACCGGACACAGGAAGAAAGUCCGCGUCACCUUCUACAGCAAGUUUGGCCAGCGGACGCCCUUCCCUGAUCAAGGACCAACAGAGCAACCUGAUGUAGCUAGGACGGGAUGCACAUCUGUCGAGACCCUGGAGCCAGAAAACAACUAGAUAUCACUUUUGGGAGCUGGGCAGAAAAACUGUCAUUUGAGCAUUUUAACGUAAUGCUAUCGCUGUCGCCGCCAUGUUGGUCUGUCAUUUGCAUAUUAAUGAACCAUAGCUCAAGUGCUUUUGCAUACAUUUAAGAUCAUCAGACCCUCUGAAAUAGCCAUAUCUACAGCUUAUGAGGAAGACUUAUUGAAUGCAAAUAAAGAACACCAACAUGGCAGUCAGCAAAUAUGCCUGCUUCAUUCAUAUGGAGAAUGAGUCAACAUGGGUCUGUAGGAAAUCAUACUAAAAUUUCCUUUUUAUGGAAAGAAUACAAACAAUAAAGUACUAUUUGAGUUGUAGAAAUGGGUGGAUUUCGGUUGGAAUUUUAAAUGGAUGAACAAAAGUUCAGACUUUGAAAAAAGUCAUAUGUUGUCUGGGAUAUUUAAGUUCUUUGUAAAAAGCUUUGUGUUGCUCCAAAUGUGCUUAAAGGGAAGCUUAAAGCUUGAAAAAUAUCUAUACAAGAGAUGCUUUAAGCAGAUGAUUUAAGAGUUCUAUACGCAGUGUUCUGUUAUUUAAGUUGCCAGUGUGAAUUUAGAGUGUAUAUACCAUACUAACAUUUAGUACUUAAUCCUGACAAUGUUGGAUACUUAUUGCAGUAGCCUUGUUUCAAGUUUUGUAGGCAUCAGACUACUCCGUUGUGUUCUUAAACAUUUGUAAUAAAAAGUAAGCAAAAUCUGUUAAAUGUCCUCAAUAUUUGGGAGCAAUUCAAAUAAUAGUAAAAAUUCUCUAAGUUGUCUCUAUCUUGAUGAACCAUUGCGAAAAAGUGUAAUGCUUAUUGCCAGAAUAUGAAGCAUUAGCUGAUGAAAUACCUGCUUUUGGAAAAUGGUAAAGUCUGGGAAAUAUUUUCUCAGCAGUAUAAAACUUUGCAAAUUCGUUUAAACAUAACGUUAUCUCAUGGUUUCGAUUAGUCAUCCUAGUAAGCUAACUGGGGCGCGCAGGGUGAGGAGAGGAUAUCACAUCGGAACCCUGGUAAGCUAAAUUGGUUGACACACAGGUUAGGUUUUGAUAGCAAAAAUAACAAAAUCACACUGCCCCUCACACAAGUAGGUCAUAAUAUCUUUCGUUUCCUGCAAUUAUAAAGCCAAUGUCUCUAUCUCCCACUCUAGUUUAAAACAUGUCAAAAGGAUAAAUUGUGCUAGUGGGUACUAGUGGUGACUCUUUGCUAAACAUAUCACAGUCAUCAAAAGUCUUCCACAAUUCUAUGUUACAAAACUAUUAUUAUUCUUGUAUUUCUGUAUUCUUGUGUUUCUGUGUCCCAUUCUCAGUGAUAGGAGACUUUCAGGCAAAGAGAAAUGAAACUUGACUCCAUGGUGAAUUUUAGAUUUAAUGACUGAAGAUCACAAAUUCAGCCCCAUGUUGUUUGAUAGUGUGACACUGUCUGUACAGAUUAUCCAUGGAUUAUUCUCUAAGAAAAUGUUAAGGGCUUGGUUUGGAGUUUUUUUAGAUGUUUUUAUGCUGCAUUUAUUUUGUCAGAUUUUCUUUUUGUUUGACAGCCAAACUGGCAAAAAGAAAUCCUGACAAAAUAGAAAGCCCAUUAAAAACGCUUAAACCAGCCAAAGCCUAACCUCUGCUUGGAGAGUAAUCCAUGUCUACAACAUACAAUGCAGAUAUAUCUUAAGCUGUAAAAUGGUCGUACAUUGUUCUAGCAAAAUUAAAGGUGUUUCAAAAAAAUUAACCUAGCAAAGCCAUGCUAGAACACAUCUUUCCGAGUUUUUGCUGCUAGUGGUGUAGAUAUAUCAUUAUUAGCUGUAGGAGAUAGAUUGUAGAACAAUGCUGCAUUAUUGAAUACCUUAAGGUGCAGUGAUGCGAGAGUGUAUGUGAGGUCUGUAUUGGCCUUUUUUUCAUACGCGCAAUACGCAUCUCGUACGACACAGGCAUAGGCAGAGUACGACCCAGUAUGUGUACCUAAAGAUGUGUACGAGGUGUGUGCGACUGGGUCUGCCAAAAUGCCAAUACAGAGAUACCAACUUGAUAUUCAUGCUCGUGUAAAGCCAUUAUUUUUGACUGGAUGCACUGUAUACACAGUAUAUGGAGCAGUAAAGUUGCAAAGUGGAUUCUGACAUUGUGAUGAGUUUCUUUUCUUUGUGAUUACAUUGACUUUGAGAACAAUAUACUGAAAAUCAUGAAA